CGCCAGGCGGCUAGGGAGAAAGAUGGAGGAUGGAAGUGUCUGUACUUCGCGUAAUGCGAAGUCAGACGCCCAAAAGAACAUUAAUAGUACCCCUAAUGCGGCAAUUUCCAUAGAUGCUGACACAAUAAUAAACACUAAAAAAUUUAGUCCCCAGGUUGAAGGAGGAAAGACGGAUGAGGAGCUUCUAAAGGGGCUGCUCACAGACAGUUAUUGCCAUGUGUGCUGCUCCAAGCUGUUGGUUGAUUCUCACCGCCAGUCCCACUAUGAAGGAAAGAGACAUGCUCAGAAAGUCAGGGUAUACCUUAAGGCUGUGAGAGCAGAGAAGACUGAAGGAUCCCAGCAGACCAUGCCGAAUGAUAAAAACCGUUUCUGCAAGCUGUGCAACAUGGUCUUUAGUUCCCCCGUGGUGGCAAAGUCGCACUAUGAAGGCAAAGUCCAUGCAAAAAAUCUACGGAAACUAAGUCUUCAUCAGCCCAACACAGAAGUGCUUACAUGGCCACGCCUUUCUAAGGGUCCUGAAAACUCUGACCAGAAAUUGUCUUCAGAGGGUGACAAGCAGCUUCAUCUUGACCCAGUAGCUGCCACAGCUUCCCUGAGCACCGAUACGGAUCCCAACAAGUACUGCUCCCUUUGUUCUGCCUCCUUUAACAACCCUCAGAUGGCCUUGCAGCACUACAAUGGACGCAAACACCAGAGGAAGCAGGCGAGGCAGAAGCUGCUCAACAAGCUUCGGGAUAAUGUACAUCAAGCCAACUCGCUGAUGUGCAAGAUGUGCGAUGUGCAACUAAACUCCGUGGAGAUGUACCAGGCUCACAUGCAGGGAAACAAGCACCAGAUCAGGGAGAAGAAGGUCAGCAACCUUUGCAAAUCCCAGCCAAAAGUCUACAGUACGUUUGCAGACGAGCUGGCUGAUUACAUUGAAGUUCAGAAGGCACGUGGGAUCACCCCAAAGCCUAACCAAGUUCCUCUUCAAGAUGGCACACCACAGGAGGAUGGAGAGGAGGCAGAAAGAAAACAGGAAGCUUUAGAAACGUGGGAUUUGAUGGAUACAAAGCAAACUGUGCCUAUUAUCCCCUGUAGUUCCAGUCUCCCGAAACAGCCCCACCCUGGGACAUGGCAUCCUUCAUUUCCAGGCCCACCCUGGCCCGCCCAUGGCUGGGACUACAACUGUUCUCCCCCACUCCCCCCAUGCUCAGGUUCCUCAUCCUUUACUAUAGCACCAAAAAGGAGUGAGCGGUACAGAAGACUUUCCAGUUCCUCCACAUUUUCCACCUCAUCCUCCACUUCGUGUUCCUUCUACAGCUCUCACACAAGUGACAGUGAGGGUAGUGAACACAGACACAGGGAAAAGAGAAAGGUGAGAAUAUCAAAAAGGGAUGCGGCUGAGGGGUCCGAGAGGGAGGAAAGGAGGAGAAAGAGACAGAGGACAGAGCGAGAUCUUGAUUCUGAAGAGGGGAGAAGAGAGGAGUCAUUGGAUUCAGGGGAGGAGAGAAGCACAAAAAAGAUUAAAAGUCAUGGCCACCAGUUUCAAAAAGAAAUAAAAUGCCAACAUGACAACUUUGAUGUGGACAGGGGGGAGGAGACAAAGCACAUAACAGAGAAGAGAGAAGUGAAAGACCUUAACUUACAUGAGAGUGGACAUGACAAGUCUGCCAGACUCAAGUUUAAGAGAGAGAAAAGGAAAACUAAAGACAAAGUAGACACUAGGACAGAGGAGGAGAAGCUGUGGGACGACUCCAUUCUGGGUUGUUAAAUUAGAGGGGUCAGGUGAGCUCUGUUCACUGAACAACCAUUUAAAUUUUCAUAAGACACUAUCAUAUUUAAGUUUUUACUAGAAUAUCAGCUAAUAUAUUCCAAUUAUUGUGUACAGCAAAUUGCAGUGUUUCUAUCCCCUAUCUUUUUGUCAAAAAAUGUUUAGUCUUUGAAUCGCAUCACUACAAUGAGCCAUUUUGAAUUUUAAGAGUUUGUUACUUUGGCAGUAAUUUUAUACAGUGUAAUCCCUGCACCUGUCUGUGGGUGGCGCUGAUGAGCCAAGUUGAAAGGCAGAGGAAAGUGAAUAAAUCACCAGAGACGCUGUAAGCUUAGUAAUGUCAUUCCUUUUAAAGCUUUGGGUGCUGUCACUCACAGAUUCAAAGGCUGAAGGAAGGCUGUAGAGAAGUGGAUAGAGGUUCACCAUGUGCUGCAUGUAUGAAAAACAAAAUGAAUAAAUUCUGAUCCUGAUACAGCGCAGCAGGUCAGAGGCAAACAAAGACAAAAAAACUGUGCCAAGGCAUUUCCUUACCCUACAAUGCACAGUGUGCAUGCUCAUGUGUUGUGGAUGGAUUUGCAUCUCCAGUGUCUGGGGUCGUACAGGUGCUCGGGUUAAAAUGAGGACAGCUCACAGCACAAACCUCAGAAUUCAAGUGUAAAAGCUGUCUGCUAUUAGUUGAACACAUGUAGCGCUCAGUGCCAAAAGGAACAAGGACAUUUUGGGUUUUUGAAAUAAGUUACACAUUAUUCUUGCCACACACAAAUCCACAUAUUAAGAGGGUGUUGAGAGCAGGGGGUCGCCCCAAAUGCUCCAAACUGCCAGUCAGCAGUUUGACAUUACUAUGAAUUUAUGAGAAUAGCAGUUCUAUCUUUAAACUCCUCCAAUUUCCUAUGAAUUAUGCCUGGCCUGCGCUAUUGAGAGCAGAUGCACUGAAAGUGGAACAUUUUAUUGAUUUUUUCCGUUUUUUUGUAAGAGUUUGCAUGUUUGUAGCAAUGUGUGAGAUUAUGAUUUAAUGUGUUCGGUGUCAGUUGGGCCUGUGGUGGCGAUGUCUGUCCUUU
Messenger RNA from Menidia menidia (Atlantic silverside), 2808 nucleotides. The record is from the annotation of a GenBank genome assembly. Lineage: Eukaryota; Metazoa; Chordata; Actinopteri; Atheriniformes; Atherinopsidae.